AUGGAGGCUCUCGCUAGCACUGGUCUCGCAACGCUGAAGCUAUUUAAGCUUCUUCAAAAGACUGAGUUGGAAUCCACUGAAGACCAGUCGCAUGAAUGGCCGAAGCAUCUCUUGCUUGCUCAAUUUGACCGAUUCGAACUCUGGGCAGUGAAUCUCGGAGUUUUUGUGACGGGUCACGGUUCUCUGGAUUACAGAAUUCGCGAUUCCGGAAUUUUGAAAGAGUCCAUACUUGGAAUGAUGAAAGGCUUGAACAGGUCUCUUGACGAAGCUCUUGACUAUCUUCAUGGCAGUAUUGAACAGGAGGACGAAGAUUCAGACACAGACUCAUCCUCUGAGAUGCAGUCAGAUAUGGACCUGCUUAUUGAUAGCAUCAGGGAUCCUAUUGAUCGACUAUAUAAGAUGGCCGUUUGGAUACGAAACCCAGCAACUAGGAUACCGUCGACGAAAGCCAGGAAUUUGCAGCAAGUCGAUGAAGAAACAAACGUAGAUUUGUUCAAGUCAUUUGAGAAUUUUGAUUACGACCAUGUCAGCUCUCUUUUUCUGGAAUAUGAAAAGAACAAAGCUCUGCAAGAAAAUCUAGUAUCCCAACCCCACGACGCAGUUGGCGACUACGAAGCGCUUGUUGGAGAUCGGGUGUGGGAGCCGAUCAGAAAGACGUUGGAGUUGAACAGAAUGAAAAUAUCAAGUGGCAAUGAAUCAUACCUGAUUCGCCGCAUAGCUCGGGCUAAUGGACUCAGACGGCAGCAAUUUGCUUACUGGAGAAGGCACAAAAACAAGCUCCGUGAACACGCAACUGUUGCCGUGGAAGUUCCAACGCAUGAUUUACCUACUACCAAUCAUAUUAUGCAAUUGGAAAACAAGAAUGAUAAAGUCAAGGCACCUCUCACAGUCACGACGGCUACUCAACUACCCCUUUCGCACGGGACUGGGAAAGAAUUGGAGAAAGAAAACAUCAUGACUCUUGACGUCUCUGAGUAUGCCCCGUCGGCAUGGAAUCCUAGCAAGGACAUCGUUAGCUUUCCACCGCCCCCGAAAGUAUCUACGACUGAUGGAUUUUUUGAAUGCCCAUACUGCUAUACCAUUUGUCCUGCUUCCAUUCUCUCGGAAAAGGCCUGGAGCCGUGACGACUGGAUUCAGCACGAGAUCUCCGCGCACCAAACCGUAUUUCAGUGCCCAAAGCACGAAGAGGAAACCUUUGCCACGCUGGCUACAUACGAAGAGCAUACACAAAAACAUCAUAAAGAAGACGCAAUGCCCCCGAGUUUUGCAAAAUCAACAGCUACCAAUUUCCACCGCUGUUGUCCUGUUUGCUCAAUAGUUUUGGGGACCACGCAAAAGUUACAAAGUCACAUCGCCCUUCACCUUGAGAGGUUUGCCAUGUUUACCUUGCCUCGCUGUGUAGACGAUAAUGACGAAAGAAUCUCCGGUGGCUGGUCUGCUAGUGCUCGUGGUGAUUCUGUGUCAAACACUACUAGCAAAACUGGAAGUGAUAGCGCCGCAUACCAUGGGACAAUCGACGAUAUAGGGGGAAUGAGAGAUAAAAUGAUACUGCUGCGCUCGGCUAAGCCGUUAGAAGAAUUCUUCAUGGAGGAAAUGGAGAAAAUAAGAUUCAAGCUGAAGACUUAUACAAAAAUCGUUAGAGUCUGGCCUACAAGCAACACCACAAACACUGCGCUCUUUGAGCUUGGAAAUAUAUGCAUUGAGGCUGGCCUAAUAGAUGAGGCCAUUGAGACACUCGAACAUCUAAAGUUCCUCCAGAUCAGCCAGCUUGAACACAACGACAUGGAGCUACUGCAGACAAAGCGAGGAUUAGCAAGAGCCUACAAAGUCAAUGACGUGCUGCAAGAAGUGGGUGAAGAGUUGGGGCACGAUGCCGAUCUGGAUAUAGAGCCAAACAAGAGGAAGGCUCUGGAGAUCUUUGUCCGUACUGAGGCUGGGAUGAAACACGCCCAAACGAUAUGGGGCCCCAACAUCUGGGACGUCCAUCCAAGACUACAGAAUGCGGUGGAUAAAAUACUGCAAGAAUCUUAUGCUCAAGCCCGACAACUUCCAAUGAACUUGGCUCGGGAAGAUCCUAAACCAUCCGAAGAGUCGGACAUUCAGGAAGGCAUCGACCUCACCGGCCACAGCGGACAAGACCCCAGCCAAACUGAUCACGACCGCCGGGUGCCCAUGGAUCCGCCUGUUAUCACCGAGUUCGCUUCUGAGCGCUAUUUUGAGAAGCUCCGCCAAAUACAAGCCGAUUACCAACAGGCGAAUGAUGCGGAAUCUCAUGUCACGACGACAGAGACCCCGUCCGGAUUCAUCCUGCCAUUGCGAGAUUCAUCUGAUCUUACGGAUGAGAAGCCCCAACAGUCAGCUCGAGGCAAGAAAAGUUUCCUGUCAUUAAGGAAAAAAGCUGCCGCAAAUGCAAGCGAUGACCUAAAUGCCGUCAAUGCAGUCGCAGAGCAAGAAACGACCGAUAAUCCAGACCAACUCACGGAGGAGGAAGAGCGGGAAAGGCGACAUGAGAAGCGGGAAGCAGAAUCAGAGAUAGGAGUAUUGAGGGAAACGUUUAAAAUACUGUUGAAAGAAUCUCAGGCAGAGGUUGAACAGGCACCUGAAGGCACGGAGCUCAAAUUAGAAGCGCAAGCAUUGGCACAAAUGUUGGCACAACAAACGGCAUUAUACAUGUCUGAUGUUCAAGAAUUAAAAAAUCAAUUCUUUGAGGCAACAGAAAGGUGGGACAAAGGUGAGAAGGGAAACAGAAUGAGCCGCAAGAUUAGAUCAUACGAUUACCGGGGAAUGAAAGAGAUGAUCAACGAUAUACAAAGAAAACGAGAGGGACUAGAAACAUCAGAAGAACGACAGACACGACAGGCACGCGAAGCACGAAGAGCACAAGAGGACCGAUUUAGCCUACAAAUAUCAAAUAUCCGCUUCGAACGACAUAUUCACGAAGGGAGAAAACAGAGGUUUAUUGAGAAACUUGAGAAAGUAAAAGAGGCAAUACAUGCAGACCGUGAACAGCAAAACUCCUCUGCAGCACCGGGGGAAUUGGAAGCACGAGAUCCCUCAACAAAAGCAUCGUCAUUAACAGAAACUUCCGAAUCAGAACUGAACUUUUAUCAAGAGUCAAUAGCAGAAGAAGAAGAAAAGAUAAGGGAGCUUAUUGAGAAAGCAAAAGCACUGGAAGAAGAACUACGUCUCUUCCAUGCAGAAAAAGAAAUACAGGCCCCGUCUGGUAGCGAGAGCCACAAGGUUAAAUCGAGAGGUGGCUUUGCAAUAAUAACAUGGCAAUGUUGUAAAUGCGGAAUGUCGGGGAUGAUAAAGGAAACCAGUCCUCAGUCCGGCACAAUAUACCUAGGCAUAUUCAUUAAAGGUCUUUUCUUCCUGGUCUAG
Trichoderma aggressivum f. europaeum is the source of this 3381-nucleotide messenger RNA. RefSeq lists its product as uncharacterized. Lineage: Eukaryota; Fungi; Ascomycota; Sordariomycetes; Hypocreales; Hypocreaceae. The transcript has 5 exons. The record is from RefSeq and is a predicted model, not a curated record. Bases 1 to 3381 code for a protein of 1126 amino acids.